Messenger RNA from Vigna unguiculata (cowpea), 689 nucleotides. RefSeq names its product small ribosomal subunit protein uS12. The record is from RefSeq and is a predicted model, not a curated record. Gene Ontology annotation, molecular function: structural constituent of ribosome. Gene Ontology annotation, biological process: translation. NCBI's taxonomy places the organism in Eukaryota, Viridiplantae, Streptophyta, Magnoliopsida, Fabales, Fabaceae. Gene Ontology annotation, cellular component: ribosome; small ribosomal subunit.
UUAUAUAAACACGACCACACUACAUUCUAGGAUUAGGGUUUUGCACUGGGCGGCUGCUUCUACGGCUCCAUCUUCUCCGAGUUCCUAAAUCUCUACCUGCGCAGAACCAAACCGUCACCACCAUGGGGAAAACACGUGGAAUGGGAGCGGCCCGCAAGCUCAAGUCUCACCGUAGGAGACAAAGGUGGGCUGACAAGUCAUACAAAAAAUCUCAUCUUGGCAAUGAAUGGAAAAAGCCUUUCGCAGGUUCUUCCCAUGCCAAGGGAAUUGUUCUUGAAAAGAUUGGUAUUGAGGCCAAGCAGCCCAACUCUGCCAUUCGUAAAUGUGCCAGGGUUCAGCUCAUCAAGAAUGGGAAGAAGAUCGCUGCCUUUGUGCCAAACGAUGGUUGUUUAAAUUACAUCGAAGAAAAUGAUGAAGUUUUGAUUGCUGGAUUUGGACGAAAAGGUCACGCCGUGGGAGAUAUUCCUGGUGUCAGAUUCAAGGUUGUAAAGGUUUCUGGGGUGUCUCUCCUGGCUCUCUUCAAGGAGAAGAAGGAGAAGCCAAGGUCAUAAACCUGUGGAUUGUGUCCUCUUUAUAUUAAGAAAUUAUGAAUUUUGUUAAAUUUAACUGAUUGAGUUCUAUGGACGGUUUUGUACCUCAAAUACCAAAUUUUCUCAAUUUAAAUUAGUUUAUAUUUACUUCUGUUCGAA